CGAAGAAGAAAAUCGUUGCCUGUGGGUCAAAGUUCAGCUAGCUUGUCACAGCUAGCACAGUGGCUAACAUCACCCCAAUAAGACAGCUACCUCUGUCAAAAUGGACGUGAAUCAGGCGAAACAGGAACAUUUACUCGCAUUAAAAGUGAUGCGGUUAACCAAACCGACUCUCUUCACAAACUUGCCGGUCACAUGUGAAGAUCGAGAUUUGCCAGGGGAUUUGUUUGGUCAACUUAUGAGGGAGGAUCCCUCCACCAUCAAAGGAGCAGAAACAUUAAUGCUGGGAGAGAUGCUGACAUUACCACAGAACUUUGGAAACAUUUUCCUCGGUGAGACUUUCUCCAGUUACAUAAGUGUGCAUAAUGACAGCAGUCAAGUUGUAAAAGACAUUCUUGUGAAGGCUGAUCUACAGACGAGCUCACAGAGGCUCAAUCUCUCUGCAUCAAACUCGGCAGUAGCAGAACUCAAACCUGAAUGCUGCAUCGACGACGUUAUCCACCACGAAGUCAAAGAAAUUGGAACACAUAUCUUAGUUUGUGCAGUCAGUUACACCACUCACUACGGAGAGAAGCUCUAUUUUCGGAAGUUCUUCAAAUUCCAGGUUUUGAAGCCGCUGGAUGUGAAGACAAAGUUCUACAAUGCAGAGAGUGACCUCAGUUCUGUGACAGAUGAAGUGUUUCUGGAAGCUCAGAUCCAGAACAUCACCACGUCACCAAUGUUCAUGGAGAAAGUUUCUCUCGAGCCUUCCAUGAUGUACAACGUCACAGAGCUCAACAUGGUCACAUCUGGAGAUCAGGGAGAGUCCACAUUUGGGAAAAUGUCUUACCUGCAGCCCAUGGACACACGACAGUAUUUGUACUGUUUGAAACCGAAGCCGGAGUACGCGGAGAAGGCCGGCAUCAUCAAGGGAGUGACGGUGAUAGGAAAGCUUGACAUUGUCUGGAAGACCAAUCUCGGGGAGAGGGGGAGGCUGCAGACCAGUCAGCUGCAAAGAAUGGCUCCGGGGUACGGAGAUAUCCGGCUGUCUUUGGAGAUGAUACCCGACACUGUCAACCUUGAAGAACCCUUUGACAUCAUCUGUAAAAUCACCAACUGCAGUGAAAGAACAAUGGACCUGGUGCUGGAGAUGUGUAACACCAGGUCGAUCCACUGGUGUGGAAUAUCAGGCCGACAGCUGGGGAAACUCAGUCCUGGUGGCUUCCUCUCUUUGCCCCUCACAGUCCUCUCAUCCGUCCAGGGUCUGCAGAGUAUUUCUGGAUUAAGACUCACAGACACAUUUCUGAAGAGGACGUAUGAAUAUGACGACAUUGCACAAGUGUGUGUUGUCUGCCCGUUUACGAGCAACGAGUCCUAGAAAUUUUAUUGACAUUUUUGACAUUUUAGAUAUGAAUGGACCAACUGUGCAAUUCUGCACGACACUGAUAUUUCACUCUUUUUGCAAGCUAAGGGGAUAAUACUGUAUUUUAAAAUGAAUUGUGAAUAAUAUAAAUCACUCUCUCUGAAAAUAUUACUGUAAAUGUGCAGAAAUGUUAAUAAAAUCUCUGUAAUCUUUGA
Acanthochromis polyacanthus (spiny chromis) is the source of this 1554-nucleotide messenger RNA. It is a transcript of the gene trappc13, whose product is annotated as trafficking protein particle complex subunit 13. The record is from RefSeq and is a predicted model, not a curated record. NCBI's taxonomy places the organism in Eukaryota, Metazoa, Chordata, Actinopteri, Pomacentridae. The transcript has 13 exons. Gene Ontology annotation, cellular component: TRAPPIII protein complex. Bases 101 to 1354 code for a protein of 417 amino acids.